CCCGAUAAGGAGGUACCAAUUGAAAUGACAUCGGCUAGGAGUCAGCAGGCUACAGAGAAGCUGUCUCCAACUCGUGGAGACUUCUGGGAAUUAAACGCGGGCUAAAAAAGUCAAAUCGAGAUAUAGCAAUGUCCUCAACGCUACCUAUAUAAAUGCCCUGGUGCACCAUGUCUAUAGAAUCGGCAACCGGUUUUCUCCAUGCAUCUUGGAACCCUCCUCUCCCUGGCCGUCGUCGCCGUUGGGGCUGCCGUCCCCAAUGGUCAGACACUCUCUCUGAAUGGCAUUCCCUACUACCUCAGCGGGAUUCCUGUGUCUACCCUGCAGGGACACAACUCUUCUCUAUUCGACCAGUCCUUGACGGAGGGGAACGACAUCGUUCCGCUCACAGUUAUUCCUGUCUCUUCCUCCACUCAGAUCAGCUCUCUGCUGUCUGAUUUCAGCACACGCGAUGAUGUCUUUCAAUCGGAGUUCUUGCGGACGGUCCUUCUUACUUCAAGCUCCAACGAUACCAGCGGCGUUUCGAUCAGGGAGUAUGCUCCCACUUUGGAAUCAGAGGGAACGAAGCUUCUCAUGACAGGACAUGGUCUUGCUGCCGCCUCUGAUAGUGGGGUGUCCGUUAGCUCGAGCAAGCCUCUCCCUCCGGGCCCGUACUUUGUGUCUGCAUCCACUGGAAAGGUGUUCCGAGCCUACCGACUAUACCCCGAUGACAAUGUUGCCUUCAUUCAGGCCGCUAUUAGCGACGAGGACGGUGGUUUCCUACCCCUGUCUGCGAUCACGGAAAACGCCAUGACUAAAGAUGUGGCCGUGCCGUCUCGUCUCUACUACACGCCAACUCCCAAGCAACCCCUGGCGGGACUACGACUGGGUGUCAAGGACAUUUUCCAUGUGGAGGGUCUCAAGACCAGCGGCGGAAGUCGAUCCUACUACUACCUUUACGGAACCCAGAACGUCACGGCACCAUCUAUCCAACGGCUAGUUGAUCUAGGUGCCAUCAUCGUGGGCAAGACCGGUACAGUGCAAUUUGCCAACGGUGACCGACCUACGGCCGACUGGGUGGAUUUCCACUGCCCUUUUAACCCCCGUGGUGAUGGAUACCAGGCCCCCAGUGGUUCUUCGUCCGGCUCUGGUGCCGCUAUUGCUGCCUACUCCUGGCUCGACAUCACGGUUGGAAGCGAUACUGGCGGUUCCAUGCGCUCUCCUGCCUCCGUGCAAGGUGUCUACGGUAACCGUCCCUCGACGGGUGCCAUCUCCCUCGAGCAUGUCCUACCUCUCUCUCCCGAGCUCGACACGGCCGGUGUCUUCGCUCGCACUCCCGCUCUCUGGUCCCAAGUGGCUCGCGCAUGGUAUCCCCAUUUCCGGCACAACUACACCUCCUUGCCUCGCCAUGUCUACCUCGGUGGCGACGGCUGGGACGGUGAGGGCUUGACUCCCGAAGCCCACGGUCUCCUCAAUACCUUCGUUCGGCAGGUCGAGAACUUCCUCAAGGCCAACCACACCACCGUCGACGUCUCUCAACGCUGGAACGAAACCCACUCAUCCUCCACUCCCAGCCUCGAGAACCUCCUCGACCUUACCUACGGCACCAUCACCUCCGUCGACCAAUAUAACCACCUCGCCGCUCCGCUAUUCGCCGACUACGCCGCUAUCCACGGCGGCCGUCGACCCUUCAUCAACCCGGGUCCUCUCUCCCGGUGGAACUGGGGCCAGUCGAACGGCGGCAACGCCUCCUACGAGGUCGCCCUGCGCAACAUGACGCAGUUCCGCAGUUGGUGGGAGAAAGACGGCUACGGGCGCUCAGACGCCGAUUCCUGCUCCGAGGGCCUCUUCAUUAGCAUAUACUCCGCCGGCGAGACCGACUACCGCAACCAGUACUACGAGCCUCCUGAGGCGCCACCGCUCGGUUUCUCGAUCGGGCGCAUCGCUGUCUUUUCGGGCUCUCCGGAGGUUGUGGUUCCCUUGGGCGAGUCUCCGUAUAACAGCACUAUCUCGUUGAAGACGGAGUAUUUACCCGUCAGCGUGGCGUUGCAGAUGGCCAGGGGAUGUGAUCAUGUUUUGGCGGAUUUGGUGGCGGGUUUGGGUAAGAAGGGGAUUUUGAAGGAUGUAGGGACGGGGUCGAGGUUGUAUUCAAAGGAUAUUUAGAAUAUUUGUUCCUAUCACUAGACAAUAUGAUAGAAAUUUUAUGCUGAUUC
Aspergillus melleus is the source of this 2189-nucleotide messenger RNA. Its product is annotated as glutamyl-tRNA(Gln) amidotransferase, subunit A. The transcript has a single exon. The record is from RefSeq and is a predicted model, not a curated record. NCBI's taxonomy places the organism in Eukaryota, Fungi, Ascomycota, Eurotiomycetes, Eurotiales, Aspergillaceae. Bases 199 to 2139 code for a protein of 646 amino acids.